Messenger RNA from Megalopta genalis, 1743 nucleotides. It is a transcript of the gene Lrr47, whose product is annotated as Leucine-rich repeat 47. The record is from RefSeq and is a predicted model, not a curated record. Gene Ontology annotation, cellular component: cytoplasm. NCBI's taxonomy places the organism in Eukaryota, Metazoa, Arthropoda, Insecta, Hymenoptera, Halictidae. Gene Ontology annotation, molecular function: protein binding.
AUGUCAGGGAUUCUAUUCAGAAUCUGAUCCAAGUGGUGGAGAGAAGACCUCACAAAUGAGAUUGGACGAUUCCAAUGGAUUGCCUAUGGCAUCAUCCAAUCCUAUUUGUGGUGGGAAAUUCCCCCACUUCUACUUUUCUGGAAGAAACUGGUAAAGCGGUCAGGAAGCUGGCUGGGAGCUCUGAUUGUAUAUGUACACAUCAUUUCAAACGAUUCCUUUGCUAGUCGUCAGCAGUCGUCAGUACUGCGCGCGAAAAAAGAAAUUUGUUUACAUGGUUUUACAAUCUAUUAAAUAGAGGAUAAGUGUCGGCUUUAUGUUUUGUGAUAUUUAUAAAUAAUGUUUGUGUAAUUCAAAUUCAUAUUGUAAUGUACUGAUACUAUCAUAUGAUCUAAAUAGAUAACCAAUAAUAGUAAAACAUUUUUUAUAUAAUGUUGUUUUAACUUCUGUCAACGUAAGACAAAUUCAAAAUGAAAUUAUACUGCAACAUAGAAGUUAAUAAUAGAGUUUCGUCUACAAAUAUAAUACGACGAAAAUCACAGCGUUCAAUUUUAGCAAUUGGAAGGCACACAGUAAAAGGCAAUGAUUUGUACUUUCUUUGGCAAACAUUACAAAAUAAACAGGGUAUUAAAUAUAAGAUUGAUAAUAACAUAGAUAAAAUUUUUAGCAAAUUUAUUAAUCAAGGAAAGGCAACAAUACGUCUUAUAGAACCACCACAUGAUUUAAUUAUUCAAGCUGAUACGAUUCAACUGAAAAGUUUUAUGCGUAUAUUAAAGCUAGGAAUGUCUAAACAAAUGGAUGCGUCAGUUCUAGCUAUUUCAAAUUUGAACCCAGUACGUAUGGCUUCUGUUCCAAAAAUUAAAGUUGUGGUUAAUAAAUCUUCUGAGUACCCAAUUUUGGAGGGUUUCCCAAGAACUACUGAAGAAUUGUACUUAGUUGGGUUAGACAGAAAAUCUUUUGAUAGACAAAUUUUAAGGCUUCAAAGCUUGAGAAUAUUAAACUUAUCCAACAAUAGGAUUUCAUCUUUGCCUAAAGAAUUAGGUUCAUUACAACAUUUACAAGAACUUAAUCUAUCACAAAAUUGCCUUGAUAAAGCUGUGAAAUGGGUAUGGCUAGAUCAACCUGCUAUAAAGAAUAAUUUAAAAUUAUUGGACAUAAGCGAUAAUAUGUUAACUAUGAUACCAAAAGAGAUUGGAAAGCUUCAUGCUAUUGUUAAUUUCAAAGCUAGUAAAAAUGUAUUAUCAUAUUUACCACAAAGUCUGGGAUCAUUACCAAAUUUGAAAUAUUUAGAUGUAUCAAAGAAUAAAUUAAAAUAUUUGCCAGGAAGUAUGAGAAACUUGCGAUUAAUUUUGUUAGAUGUGUGUGAAAAUAAAUUUGAUGGUGAAAAUGUGAAUUUUGUAACUGACAUAGAUGUACUCAAAUUAGUUGAGUGCGCUGGCAAAUCAAUUCUUAAAGCAAGGCUUUCAUAUGAUGCCAGUACAAUUCCACUAACAUUAGUAAAAUAUUUGGAUGCAGCAAAGUAUUGUGUCUGUGGCAAUCCUUGUUUUGAUUCUUACAGAAGAAAAUUUGUAGAAUUCCUUUUGACUACAAUAGCAAAUAGUGUAAAAUCAUCAGGACAUAUUACAGUACCAUUUGAUUGUUAUUUUUGUUCAAGUAAUUGUGUACGUAUUUUUGCAAGAGUGAAGUAUUAAGAUAGUUAAAUUUUUACUUUUAUAUAAGAGACUGUAAUUUAUUUUUUAUUACAAA